GCAGAAACCCAUCAGGAGCAGGAAGAAAGCUGCUGCUUUAAGAGCGGAGAACAUGCGCUCAACGCACAGGUGAACAAUCAACUUCUCCCUUUGUGGGCUGCAACUUUUUGUUAUUGUUAUCAUCAGCGUCGUCUGGUCCUCGUACGCUGCAGAUUCGCGUGAGAAAUUGGCUCUUCAAUUUGCGAUCGCAAUUUACAAUAAAAUUGCUGGAGCAAAUGUCUCGCAAGAAGGCAGCCAGGGGCAAAGCGGCGAGCAGCAGCCCGUCCUCGGGCAGCCCCGCGGGGAGAAGCUCCGGCAGAGCGGCGAGGAGCAGCCCGGGGAUCGUCCAGAUGAACGGGGUGGUCCAUCCGAGCAGACCCUCCAUCAGCAGCAGCAGCGAGUUUUAUGACAUCGCCUUCAAGGUAAUGCUUGUUGGUGACUCCGGUGUGGGGAAAACCUGUCUCCUGGUUCGAUUUAAAGAUGGAGCUUUUCUUGCCGGCAGCUUUAUCUCCACUGUGGGGAUCGACUUCAGGAACAAAGUCCUGAACAUUGAUGGAGUCAAGGUCAAGCUUCAGAUCUGGGACACAGCUGGACAGGAACGUUUCCGCAGUGUCACUCAUGCCUAUUAUCGGGAUGCUAAUGCUCUCCUUUUGCUGUACGACGUCACAAACAAAUCGUCCUUCGACAACAUACAGGCAUGGCUGACUGAGAUCCAUGAAUAUGCCCAGCAGGAUGUGGUGCUUAUGCUGCUUGGAAACAAGGCUGAUGCCACUCAUGACAGGGUGGUGAAGAGAGAGGAGGGGGAGAAACUGGCAAAGGAAUUUGGGGUUCCUUUCAUGGAGACCAGCGCCAGAUCAGGUCUGAACGUAGAGCUGGCUUUCACAGCUGUGGCCAAAGAGCUGAAGCACCGGUCAGUAAAGGAUCCCAGUGAGAAGUUUAAGCUCCAGGAGUACGUAAACAAAGAAGUGAAGGGUGUGGGCUGCUGCAGGUCCUAAACGCCUUUAAGUGAGUGUCCACGCGUUGACCUCUCCUCUUUCUGGUGUUCAGAUCUGGACUCUUAAAAGAUGAGGAGUCAGCUUUGUGGAGAUAUAAACCUGUUUCUGUCUCUUCACGCACCUCCCCUGUUCUCCUCCUCAUGCUUCUCUUUUCCUGCCUCUGUCUUUUGUUUUGAAUGUAGCCCAAGGUUACAGCUUGAAAAAGCAAAGACAGCACCUCUUCAGUUAGCUCCCCAUUAAACAGACAUCCAGAACUGUAGCUGCACAAUCAUCGUUUUUUUUAACCCUGAAACAGAAUGCAUUGCCUUGUGUUUGAAUGCAUUUUAAAAGAAUUUAAACCCAACAUGAUUCAGCUCACUGGAGACAAAAUGCAUGUUUUGUAAAGUGGUUUAUUUUCCACAGGUACAGGUAUAUCACUGGCAGCUUUAAUUAAAACAUUGUGGAUGACUCUACGUAUAGAUGUUUUGUGUCAUUGGUUUUUCUGCCCAUGUUUCAGUGUUAAUACUGUAUAAGAAGUAGUUCAACAGGCACCAGCAUAAAUUCUAAACAUUUCCACUGGGAUAUUUGGGUUAUUAUUGCAUCUCUCAAAAACACUAAAUGGACUGAGCAGUUUUGAAUACAAAAGUUUUGAAAUAAACAUUUAGCAUUAUUUAAUUUUGAAACAAUAAAUGUAAAAUAAAGUAUCAUGCAUCUUUAUUUAAUCCUAACUGUACACUUGUUUUUCGAUUUCUUCAAAUAAUUUAAAAUCUAAUGGCCAAACAUUUAGAAUCUACACACUGUGGGAGUUUGACAAAAGCUGUAAAUAUGUAUUUUUUUCCUACUUAAAAAAACUUCAGUAAAAAAGAACUAAGUUUCAGUGGAAUUGUGAAUAAGAUUUAUGGAGAAUUCUGGUUACCAUGUGUUGUAUAUGUAACUUAAAUGUCUCCACUUCAAUGUAAUAUUUUAAAUCCUUGUUAACCGCUGUUUUGUAUUUUGUUCCUUUUCAUUAAAUCAUAUAUAAAAUAUAA
Molecule: messenger RNA, 1981 nt
Organism: Austrofundulus limnaeus
Lineage: Eukaryota; Metazoa; Chordata; Actinopteri; Cyprinodontiformes; Rivulidae
Gene: rab26
Product: RAB26, member RAS oncogene family
Exons: 9
Coding region: 216-974 (252 amino acids)
Molecular function (GO): GTPase activity; GTP binding
Source: RefSeq, a predicted model, not a curated record